Lactuca sativa (garden lettuce) is the source of this 1827-nucleotide messenger RNA. RefSeq lists its product as uncharacterized. Gene Ontology annotation, molecular function: zinc ion binding. The record is from RefSeq and is a predicted model, not a curated record. Lineage: Eukaryota; Viridiplantae; Streptophyta; Magnoliopsida; Asterales; Asteraceae.
AUGAGGUUAUCGGAUGGUAACAGGUAUGAUUUGGAUGACAAGGAAGAAGAGGAUGAUAAGGAAGAAGAGGAUGACAAUGAUGAAGAUGAUAACUUGGAUGGUAUUGGUAACCUCAGUGAUGAUGAUGAAUCUAAUGAUGGGAUGGAUGAUAAGGUUGUAUUCCCUGUCCAUGAUGAGAAACAAGAAUGGGAUAAGAUGGUGCCAGUUAUAGGUAUGAAGUUUGCUAACCCAAUGCAAUUGAAUCUAUGUGUAACCAAUUAUGCAGUGAAGAAUGGGUAUGAUUUAUGGUAUGAAAAAAGUGAUCAUAACUGGUUACUGGUGAAAUGUUGCAAAGCCUGGAUGACCAAUGAAAGGUCAUUCCAGAUUAAAUCUUUAAUUGAUAACCAUAAUUGCUCAAGAGUCUUCAAAUUUGGGUUCAUUGUUAGCUAUAAAUGGAUAAUGAAUCAUUUCAUGAUUGAGAUACUCCAGAAACCAAAGAUGAGUGUGAGGAAAUUAAAGGCUAAAGUUAGCAAGAGAUUUAAUUUGAAUGCAAGUGUGGGACAGUGCAAAAAUGCUAGGAGGUAUGCAUUUAAGGAGAUAGAGGCUACUUUAAAGGAACACUAUGCUAAAACUUGGAGCUAUGGAGAGGAGCUAAGAAGGACUAACCCUGGAUCAACAAUGAAGAUGGAUGUGGAUGUGAUGCCUGGUGGAACCACUUACUUCUCAAAGUUCUAUGUAUGUUUAAAGGGUGUGAAGGAUGGAUGGAUUCAAGAUUGUAGGAGGGUAAUUGGACUACAUGGCUGCUUCUUAAAAGGAAUUUGCAGAGUGGAGAGUAAAGAAACAUGGAAGUGGUUUGUCGACCUUAUCCUUGAUGACAUUGAAAUGGGAAAUAGGCAUGGAUUGACAUUAAUAUCAGACCAACACAAAGGAUUACUUGAGGCUGUCAAGGAAAGGGUGCUUGCAGCAGAGCAUAGACAAUGUGCCAGACACAUAUGUGCUAAUUUUUUGAAAAAAUUUAAGGGGAAACAAUUCAGUAAACUUAUUUGGUAUGCUGCUGCUUCUACUACCCAGGCUAAAUUUAAGCAGCAUAUGAAUGAAAUCAAGAAGCUAGAACUACUUGCCUAUGAUCAUCUGAUGGAGAGGGAUCCUAAAACUUGGAGUAAAGCAUUCUUUGAGAUUGAUAGGGCAUGUGAUGCAUAUGAAAAUGGUGUAUUUGAGAGUUUUAACUCAGUCAUUGAUGAUGCCAGGAAGAGACCUCUAAUAACUAUGUUAGAGGAAAUUAGAAUUUAUGUUAUGGAGAGACUUUGUAUACAGAAAAGUAAGGGAAGUUCUUUGGGAGACUUACACAUAUUUCCUUCCAUUAGACUAAAAUUGUCUAAGAUUAAGGCACUUCAAAGAUUUUGGAGAGUUGUAGCAUCUGGUUAUCAAGAAUUUGAAGUGAGGCUUGGAUAUGAUGCAUAUUCUGUAGACCUUGGUAAGAAGACAUGUGCAUCUAAAGCUUGGCAAUUAACUGGUUACCCUUGUGUGCAUGCAUAUGCUGCCAUUUCAAACCUCAAUAGGGAUCUAGAGGACUAUGUAUCUCCAUGGUUGACGACAACAAUGUCUGGUAAUGCAUAUAUGUACACCAUUAAGCCACUCAAUGGCAGUGAUAUGUGGUCUGAUGUUGAUUACAUCAAACCAUUGCCUCCCAAAAAUAGAAGGAUGUCAGGAAGACCAUCAACAAAAAGGAAAAGGGAUCAAAUUGAGAGAGAACUAAAGGGCAAUAAGCAUACAGUCUCAAAAAGGGGUAUGGUCAUGAGAUGCAACAUCUGUAGGGAAACAGGGCAUAAUAAAACCAAAUGUCCUUAA